UUCGGAUGUACCGGCAACUUGAGGUGGAGGCGGAGCUGGUGGAAGAGGGAGGGUGUAGCGCGCGGGGCAGUAUGGGACACAAUGUGGGCAACGUGGGGCGGGACGGAAGCCUCGUUGGGUCAGACUUUGGCGACGCGGGAAGUCCGGACGUGGUAGGUGCUUGAAGAAGAGGCCUGGGGAGGAGGGCCGGCCCCGGCGGCGACAAUGGCGGAGAGGCCCGAGGACCUAAAUCUACCCAAUGCCGUCAUCACAAGGAUCAUCAAGGAGGCGCUCCCGGACGGUGUUAACAUCUCCAAGGAGGCCCGGAGCGCCAUUUCCCGCGCCGCCAGCGUCUUCGUGCUGUACGCCACAUCCUGUGCCAACAACUUCGCAAUGAAAGGGAAACGCAAGACACUGAAUGCCAGUGAUGUGCUCUCAGCCAUGGAGGAGAUGGAGUUCCAGCGGUUCAUUACCCCGUUAAAAGAAGCUCUGGAAGCAUAUAGGAGGGAACAGAAAGGCAAGAAGGAAGCCUCAGAGCAAAAGAAGAAGGACAAAGACAGAAAAACAGAUUCAGAAGAGCAAGACAAGAGUAGGGAUGAGGACAAUGACGAAGAUGAGGAAAGACUGGAAGAAGAAGAACAGAACGAAGAGGAGGAAGUAGACAACUGAAUAGAGUGAGGAGACUGUGGCACCUCGAAGGUACUACUCUGAAAUGUGGUAUAUGUUUAUAUGAAACUUUUCCCUACUGGACUGAGCAGCCUGAGGCUGAAGAGCCUGAGAAGAUCAAAAUGAAAACUGGCUGUAAUUAUCAAAACCAGGGCUUCCCAGACUCAGAGCAUCUAAGUAGCAGAAUCCUGUUAUGCUUAAUCAGUCUAAAGGUUAUGACUUUUUGGCAAGAGGGAUUCUAAAUGGAUAAUUUAAUCAAUUGGUUUGAUCUCUUUUGUUUACUUAUAUAUAUGAUUAGGCAGUUUUUGAUUCCCAGUUCCCUCCCACUUGCUGUGUUCCAGAUCACUGAGGCAGUCGUAAGCUCAGGAAAAAUUGAGGUUUAGAUCAUGGUCAGCCUGUUUAUACAGUAUUUGGCAAUACUAGCUUAUUACAAGUGGUCAGAAUGGUUUAGCGUUAGGAAACUACUAAAAAGCUGUGGUCUUUUCACUUGACAAUUGAAUAUUGGUUUUACAGACCCAUGGGGCUUGGGGCCCUUCUAUAUUGCCUACAGGCAUUUGACCUGUGGGGUGGCUGCACUCUGGGCAUAUAUGCUUUUAAAUCGGCAGUAUAGAGUGGAAUUAGUCAAGAAGUAUGCCAGUGUCUUACUCUUAGAAGAUGGUUUAGUCUUAUAUGCACUUCACUGUCUGCUACUGUUUAGCUUUAGGAUUUAUCGGCACCUGGAAGGUAUAAAAUUCCAGGCUUUGUCAUCUUGUAGUGCAUCUUCUAGGCUUGUGACUAUGGCUUUUCAUUCUUCCAAUUCAUAACAAGUUCCAAACUUUAUUUCUUCUAGGCACAACUUUCUCCUGUGCUUCUAUUUUUGUCUCUCUUCUGCCUCUCUUCUCCCCACUCCCACUUUCUCCCUCCUUUUCUCACUUUUGCCAAUCCAGAAACUUUGUUAACCUACUUAAUAUCCCGAAGUGCAGGUUCCUCUGAUUUUUUAGUUCCAAUUUUAUGUCUUUUAAAAGUGAUUUUGUAAACCUCACCAAACCUUAAGGGAAAUCCAAUGGCACUCAGGAAUCUAAUCCGCCCCCACACACCAACAGUCUUUUUUAACUGCUUUUAAAGUAUCUCUGUUGCCCUUUCUUAGUUUUUUUCUUUCCAUUUAGUGCUCCAAGCACAUAUUUGUCUCUAAGGCAGUUGACAGGUAGUGAAGUGUAGUUUGACACUGUUAAUUUGUUUAAUGAAUACAGUGAAGAUUGUUGAAAUGAGUGAAGAAUGUUGAGAAAAUUAUAGUGCUUUGUACAAAUAAAGAGCAUUCUUGUUCAAAGCAAUGA
Messenger RNA from Pteropus alecto (black flying fox), 1958 nucleotides. RefSeq names its product DNA polymerase epsilon 3, accessory subunit (gene POLE3). Gene Ontology annotation, molecular function: chromatin DNA binding; protein heterodimerization activity. The transcript has 4 exons. Gene Ontology annotation, cellular component: CHRAC; epsilon DNA polymerase complex. Bases 205 to 648 code for a protein of 147 amino acids. Gene Ontology annotation, biological process: heterochromatin formation; leading strand elongation; DNA damage response. The record is from RefSeq and is a predicted model, not a curated record. Lineage: Eukaryota; Metazoa; Chordata; Mammalia; Chiroptera; Pteropodidae.